AUGGAUAUUUCCGCAACUACAUUGGGGACGCAGCUCGGGCCAGGGAAAAUGACGGAGGUAGGAUCACCGAGACUGGAGUCCUGCGUUGAUACCAGCCGAGAACGGCCGGCCACACAAGCAGCGAGUGGUUCAGAGCCUGAGCACCCGCUGGUUGGACAGACGGAAUCGAGCAUCGACGUCGCACCCUUGGACAAGUUGGAUCUACUUGCAGUGCGUCAGGGAAGCUUGACCACACUCAGUCUCGGCGCCUCCACUAUCGCACCUGUCCAGGCAGGACCGGCUAUCAUUCAGCUUGAAUACACGGUGGGCAAGAACGGCGGUAUGCAGAUUCUUUAG
Messenger RNA from Cordyceps fumosorosea ARSEF 2679, 336 nucleotides. RefSeq lists its product as hypothetical. The coding region runs from base 1 to 336 and encodes 111 amino acids. Lineage: Eukaryota; Fungi; Ascomycota; Sordariomycetes; Hypocreales; Cordycipitaceae. The record is from RefSeq and is a predicted model, not a curated record. The transcript has 2 exons.